GUCGGCGCGGCUCGCGGCGUCGGACUCGAAUAUGUCCGCCAGCUGGUGCGCACUCGCGAGAACACGCUUGUGUUUGCCUCGUCCGCGAUGCAAGCAGCGCAACCCACUAAACAAGGCCAUCGCGGUCUGAACAACGUCCAUGUCGUGGAGGGCGACGUCACCAAGUACGCGACUCUCGAGAGCUGCGCGACAAAGGUGGCAGAAGUGACCGGGGGAGGCCUUGACGUCCUCAUCCACAACGCCGCGAGAAUGAGUCCGGAAACCAUCUACAAGGGCUUCGACGACUUUUCGUCCAUGGACGAGCUCACUGAAGACUUCGUCGACGCCUACAAGAUCAACGCCCUCGGACUCAUCUUCAGCAUCACCGCCUUCCUCCCCCUCCUCCGCGCCGCGCCCACGAAGAAGGUCGUCGUCAUCGGCUCCGAGGGCGGCACCCCCGCGUUCGUCAAGAACGCGGCGAUCCAGACCAUGUGCGCGUACGGGAUGUCCAAGGGCGCGCAGCACGUCGCCGCGACCAAGUGGCACCUCAAGCUCGCUCCCGAGGGCUUCACCGUCGUCUCGAUCUCCCCGGGCCUCGUCGACGUCACGGGCACGAUGGGCCUGAACGGCAACCUAGUCGAGAAGGUGCGGGUGGAGGCGACCAUCAAGGCGAGCGAGGGGACUGAGGCGCCGAUGACGCUGUGGACGCCGACGGAGUCGGUGUUGAAGCAGCUGGGCGUCAUUGACGGGUUGACCCCGGAGCGGAGUGGGGAGUUCAUCUCUACGGCGGGAUUCGAGACGGCGUGA
Molecule: messenger RNA, 786 nt
Organism: Epithele typhae
Lineage: Eukaryota; Fungi; Basidiomycota; Agaricomycetes; Polyporales; Epitheliaceae
Product: NAD-P-binding protein
Exons: 5
Molecular function (GO): oxidoreductase activity, acting on the CH-OH group of donors, NAD or NADP as acceptor
Source: RefSeq, a predicted model, not a curated record